Molecule: messenger RNA, 1440 nt
Organism: Trichoderma harzianum CBS 226.95
Lineage: Eukaryota; Fungi; Ascomycota; Sordariomycetes; Hypocreales; Hypocreaceae
Exons: 2
Coding region: 1-1440 (479 amino acids)
Biological process (GO): peroxisome organization
Cellular component (GO): peroxisomal membrane
Source: RefSeq, a predicted model, not a curated record
AUGGAUGAUUUCGCGGCAGAGCUAAUGGCCGCCGGCCGCGAUGAAUCGCCGGAGCGACCGCCUGAGCGCAAGGCACCUGCGGAACUCGAUCCAUCUACGGCAUCACCUCAGCGAUCCGGCCUGCGGGGCGGCCUUGCGGCCCUCCGAGAGAAGGCGAACAUUCAAGAUCGCUUAGUAGAAAAACUCCUUCAACAAGUCAUCCCGGAUGAAGACAGCCAUGGCGCCGAAGCCACUAUAUCGUCAGACGGUGCGGCAUACCCGCAGCGGCCUGGCUUCAACCUCACUACUAUGUCCAACAACUUCCGGCGGUUCAACGCCCGUAUUGGCGUGGUCUUCAAGUUCCAGGCCCGAAUGACGCGCAUUCUAUCCUGGCGCCAGCCCUCCCACACACUCUCUCUACUCGCUACAUAUACCUUCGUCUGUCUUGACCCCUAUCUCCUCUGCGUACUGCCCAUUGUGGGCAUACUUUUGGGCGCCUUCAUCCCAGGAUUUUUAGCACGGCAUCCGGCACCACCAAAGGGGACUCUGUCCAGCGAGCAAAGUAUGGGCUAUUCUCCAAGGGGACCACCACUGGCACCGGCAGCGACAGUUCGUCCCGCCAAGGAGCUGAGCAAGGACUUUUUCCGAAACAUGGGUGACUUACAGAACUGCAUGGACGACUUCACUCAAGGACACGACAUGGUGGUGGCGCUGCUUGUGCCCAUUAGCAAUUUCAGCAACGAGGCGCUCUCCUCGGCCGUGUUUCUCUUCCUCUUCGCGGCCGGCGUCUUCAUGACCAUUGCCGCGCACAUGAUACCGUGGAGAUUUGUGUUCCUCGUAGGCGGAUGGGCCGCCAUCGGGUCGGGACAUCCCGCCAUCUCUCGUCUGCUGGCUGCCACGCGCGAGGAGCACAUCCAGCCUAGGGAGGAGAAGGCCAAGACGUGGAUGGACGACUGGAUCGCGACCGACGUGAUCCUCGACUCGGCCCCCGAGACGCGCGAGGUGGAAAUCUUUGAGCUGCAAAAGGCCUCUGGCGCGGGCGAGUGGGAGGCCUGGCUCUUUUGUCCGUCGCCGUACGAUCCCCUGUCGCAGCCUCGCAUCGCUGGCGAGCGGCCACGCGGCACGCGCUUCUUCGAGGAUGUGAUGCCGCCGGAGGGCUGGGAGUGGAGCGAGAAGAAGUGGGCGCUGGAUCUCUGGAGCAGAGACUGGGUCGAGGAGCGCAUCAUUACGGGGGUCGAGGUCGAGACGGAAGGGGAGCGGUGGGUGUAUGAUAUUUUCAACGAUCGCGAGGAGCGCACCGGUGUUGUCGACCAGCCCGAGAAAGCGAGCACUCGAGCCGGCGCGCAUAUGAGCUGGGAAGAAGGCGAAGAUGGUAUAGGCAAGAAGGGGGAAUGGAGACGGAGGCGGUGGGUGAGAUUGGUCAAGAGAAAGGUUUCAGCGGCUGUUUCUGGAUCACAAUAG